AAUCGAGGUAAGCUUCUCGAAGAAUCGACGAAAAGGUCAAAUCUUAUCGCUCAGAUUUUGGUUCCCUAAUUCUCGUUCAUGGCGGGUUUAUCUAACCUGAAAAGGGUUCUUGGUUCUUCUCUCCAUCGAGGAGGGACGGGAAAUUUGGCUGCUGAUUCGGAUAUUGCGUUUCGGGGUUUUGGCUUUCUGAAUGUAAGGGCUUUUUCAUCUGUUGAAGUUGUCGAAACUGGUAAUUGGCAAACCCAGGAUGAAGUGAAACUCCAUAAAGUCCGUUGUUUGCUGAGUGAGUAUGGAUUCACGACUGACCAAAUAACCAGAGUUUACAAGUAUUCUCCAUCAAAAUUUAGAACUGCGGAGACACUUUCACCAAAGCUUGCAUUUUUUAGGUCUAUUCUUGGUCCAAAUGAUGAUGUUGCGAGGGUUGUCGCAGCAAAUCCUCAAAUGUUAUGCUAUAGUUUGGAGAAUAAACUCAUGCCUAACUACCAGUUCGUGAAAUCUAUUCUUGGCCGGGAUGAGUUAGUUGCUAAAAGCAUUAGACGAUCGUCAUCUCUCUUGUACAUGGAUGUUCAAAAGAAUUUGGCUGUUAAAGUUUCUUUCCUCAGAGAAUCUGGUCUCCCCUGUUCUUCCAUCGCCAAAUUAAUGGAGCAUUCUCCACGUGUGCUUGCCAUGUCUUCUUUUUCUAAACUCGAGGAAUCUGUGAAGAAAGCAAUGAAUUUGGGGUUUGAUCCUUCGAACCCUGUGUUUGUCUCUGCUAUCAGGGCGAUAUGUCAGAUCAAUGGAUCAAUAUGGGAUCGGAAGGUUGAGCUGUACAGGAAAUGGGGAUGGUCAAAUGAUGACUUUCUCUCGGCUUUCAAGAAGCAUCCUUUCAUUAUGUGUAUAUCAGAGGAGAAGAUAAACAAAGGGAUGGACGUGUUUCUGAACAUAUUCGGUUUCAGAUCUUCAGAUAUUGUCAAGUACUCGUAUCUCAUGCUCUUAAGUGUGGAAGAGAGAAUCGUGCCUAGAUGUUCAGUCAUUGCCCUUUUGGUCUCAAAGGGCUUUCUAGAUGAUAGCCCUUCUACUUAUGCAAAAGCCCUUUGCGCAAGGGAGGAGAUUUUCGUUGAAAGGUUUGUUGAUAAAUAUCCAGAGCAUGUUCUUGAGCUUUGGCAAAAGGUUCGACGAAAAGCUGUUGUUUGAUUUAGGCAUUCUAUUUGGUCUUUGCAGCCUUUAAUCAUUCUAUUACUUUAUAUG
Molecule: messenger RNA, 1227 nt
Organism: Tarenaya hassleriana
Lineage: Eukaryota; Viridiplantae; Streptophyta; Magnoliopsida; Brassicales; Cleomaceae
Product: transcription termination factor MTERF9, chloroplastic-like
Exons: 1
Coding region: 79-1173 (364 amino acids)
Biological process (GO): chloroplast organization; regulation of DNA-templated transcription
Cellular component (GO): chloroplast
Molecular function (GO): double-stranded DNA binding
Source: RefSeq, a predicted model, not a curated record